AUGAGAACAAACUAUAUUGUCGUUCUGUUCGGCAUGGCCCUCGCUGCCAUGGCUGCUCCAACCAGCCCCGGUGGCGGAGGAGGCGGCAGUGGCCUCGGUGCGGGUGGUGGUUCUGGAUCAGGCCUUGCUGGUGGUGGCGGCGGCGGUAUCACCAUUGGGACUGGAAUUUCUGGAGGAUUUGGAGGCGGCGUCGGAGGGGGAUCUGGAUCUGGUGUUGGGGCUGGCUCAGGCCUUGGUGUCGUUGCUGGAUCUGGCGAGGGCAAGGGAAAGACCAAGGGUGGAUGGUAA
Penicillium nucicola is the source of this 288-nucleotide messenger RNA. RefSeq lists its product as uncharacterized. The record is from RefSeq and is a predicted model, not a curated record. The transcript is spliced from 2 exons. Bases 1 to 288 code for a protein of 95 amino acids. Lineage: Eukaryota; Fungi; Ascomycota; Eurotiomycetes; Eurotiales; Aspergillaceae.